Molecule: messenger RNA, 1745 nt
Organism: Cadophora gregata
Lineage: Eukaryota; Fungi; Ascomycota; Leotiomycetes; Helotiales; Ploettnerulaceae
Exons: 2
Coding region: 25-1305 (426 amino acids)
Source: RefSeq, a predicted model, not a curated record
CCACAACAUCAUAUCACAGCAAAAAUGUCAGCCUGUCAAAAGGCCGUAAGGCCAUUGGCAAGAUGCUUCCAUGCCAACCAACCUUCCUGCCAAUCUGCAAGAGUCAUUCGAAAUUUUACGAGCUCUGCCCGGACGAACGAUGAAGCAACCACCGAAACAGUCCCCUUAACGGCCAAGUUUGAUCCAGCAACUGUUACAAACCCACGGCACGAGAAGAAGCUGAUGAAGAGUGGCGUAAUUCCAAUUGGAUCCAGAAGACGUCGUGCAGCCCUGAAGACUUCGGAUAACAUCCCAUUCGAGCAACUGCCGUAUCAAUGUUUCCAGGAAGCUCGAAAAGUGCUGGCUGCAGACCGCGAGGAGAAAUUGAAGCUGAUUGCAACGGAACGACUGCGAAUUUCGAACUUGGUAGCUAUGGAUGCGUCUAGUCUUCGGGGAGGAGAGGCGACAAAGCAGAAGAGGCUGGAGAGUAUGAGGAGGCACUUGGAAUACUUGAAGAUCCAAGCAGACAUCAAUGAUCCGUUGAUCAAGAAACGAUUCGAGGAUGGAGAAGGAGACAUGAACAAGCCCAUCUACCGACACCUCGCGGACAGGAAGUGGCGCGAAUAUCAACGAAAGAUCAUAGUCCAGCGUAUAAAUCAACUCGCAAUCGUUCCCGAUGUCUUACCAUUCUUCGAGCCGACUGCAGAUGUCAAGAUGGCAUUCAGAGAUCGAAACGUUCAAGCUGGCGAAUUUAUCGAUUCUCGAGUCAGCGAAGUCCCAGCACGACUGAAAGUACAGGUUUUUGACAAAGGCGCAAGACUUGUCACUGUUGUUGUAGUGGAUUCCGAUGUGCCGCUUGUGGAGAAAGAUAAUUUCAUAUCACGAUGCCAUUACUUGGCUACCAACAUCCAAAUCUCACCUGUAGAGAACUCAGUGCCUCUUUCGAAGGCCACGGACUCCCAGCUAGUCUUGCCUUGGCUGCCACCUUUUGCUCAAAAGGGAUCCCCAUAUCACCGAUACUCAGUCUUCGUUAUCGAACAAAACCCAGGCCAAACGCUGAACGUUAAUGACUUAAAGGAUUCAGUCAAGCGAGAUAGGUUCCUCCUGAAGAGCUUUAUUGACAAGCACCAAAUCAAGCCAAUUGGGAUGAGCAUCUUCCGCAGCUUAUGGGACGAAGGAACGGCUGGUGUGAUGAGCCGAGCAGGUAUCGAAGGAGCGGAUAUCGAGUUCAAGAGGAAGAAGGUGAUUGCGAUUAAGCCAAAGCAGAAGGCCAGAGGCUGGGAGGCUCGUCACUCUGGUGGAAAGUAUUUGUCGCUCCAGAGGUGAUGAUGUUUGUAUAGAGUAUACCAAUUGUACCAUAUUGUACCAUGAAAGCAGAAAGUGUCUGCUAUCCUGUCGAAUUCAGACUUUAAACUCUCAAUUUGUCCGACUUUUGGCGCAUGCGCUUUUGCUAUUGAGAACGGCUCGAUACUGCGCUGAAAAUUCUUCUUCUGGCUAUGAUUCUGCUCCUCGAAGCUGAGCAUUGUGAAUCAUUCAGUCACCAUAAGUCGAAAUGACCUUUGUUUGUCAAUGAGCAUCCGUACAUGCAAGUUCACCUUUUCAAGUGCGAAGUAGAACGAAAAUGUCUGUCGGAAGCAUGCCCGGAGUCUCAAGCACCACGCUUCUGCAGCUUGUUGAACAAGCUCGCUUAAGGGUCAACAAAUGGCCCUGCAAUACCCCAACUUGACAUUGAAAGAUACAGCUUGAGAAUUUGGGAGACUCUCAUC